Molecule: messenger RNA, 1462 nt
Organism: Pteropus alecto (black flying fox)
Lineage: Eukaryota; Metazoa; Chordata; Mammalia; Chiroptera; Pteropodidae
Gene: METTL22
Product: methyltransferase like 22
Exons: 10
Coding region: 156-1430 (424 amino acids)
Biological process (GO): protein methylation
Cellular component (GO): nucleus
Molecular function (GO): protein methyltransferase activity
Source: RefSeq, a predicted model, not a curated record
GGGGCCACGCCUGCGCAGGCCGCCUAUUAUAGCGGCCCUUUGAACCCAGCACGAGAGGGGUCGGCGGGUUCCGAGGAUGGUCGGCGAGUUCCGACGGGCGGCCGGUGCUGGGGUGCUGCCGUCCCAAGAUUAAUGUGGAGCCCGGGCCAUGGUAGAUGGCUCGCACCCCAGCCAUGGAUGAGGUCACUUUCAAAAGCGACACUGUGCUGUCAGACGUUCACCUCUACACUCCCAACCAGAGACACCUCAUGGUGCGGCUAAACAGCAUGGGGCAGCCCGUUUUCCUGUCCCAGUUCAAGUUUGUGUGGAGCCAAGACUCUCGGACAGUCUCAGGGGCUAAGGGUGGUGAUCACAGAGCUGUUCCCACAGAGGAGACUCCUGCUGGGACAGUCUGCACCGGGUCUCCUCCCCGGAGAGGCUGGAGAGGGAGAGGCCGCAGCAGUGAGGGUUUUUCCCUCCAGGCCUGCGCUGACACCGCCGGCCAGGAGGGGGCGGGAGCUCAGCUGGACGAGGAUGGGGAUUUGGACGUCGUGAGAAGACCACGGGCUGCCUCUGACCCUGACCCCACAGUGCCCCCGAGAGACAAGGUACACCCCAUGAUUCUAACGCAGGAAGAAGAUGACGUCCUGGGAGACAAAGCACAAGAGAACAGCACCCACGAUAUCAUCAGAAUAGAACACACCAUGGCCACGCCCCUGGAGGAUGUUGGCAAGCAGGUGUGGCGGGGUGCCCUGUUCCUGGCUGACUACAUCCUGUUCCAGUGGGACCUCUUCCAGGGACGCACCGUGCUGGAGCUCGGGGCGGGCACGGGGCUCACCAGCCUUGUCGCAGCCACCGUGGCGCAGACAGUGUACUGUACAGAUGUUGGUGCAGAUCUCUUGGCCAUGUGCCAACAAAACAUUGCCCUCAACAGCCACCUGACUGCUUCUGGAGGUGAGGCCCAGCGGGUCUUCUGCCUGGGAGGGAGGAAGGAGCGCAAAACUCUUUCUUCUUUCACAGACCCGAAGGUCCCCUUCAGCUGGUCAGAAGAGGACAUCUCCGACCUGUACAACCACACCACCAUACUGCUCGCGGCUGAAGUGUUUUAUGACGAUGACCUAACCGAUGCUCUGUUUAAGACACUCUACCGACUCGCUCACAAACUGAAGAACGCCUGCACGGCCAUCCUCUCCGUGGAGAAGAGGCUGAACUUCACUCUGAGUCACCUGGACGUCACGUGCGAGGCCUACGACCACUUCCGCUCCUGCCUGCACCAGCUGGAGAAGCUGGAGGACGGCCAGCUGCGCUUUGCAGUCGAGCAAGUGGACGCCUCCUUCCCGCAGCACCUCAUGUACGAGCGCAUCCAGCAGCUGGAGCUCUGGAAGGUGCGUGUGGAACCAGCACCGCGGCACGGCGCCUCUGCAGGCCGCACGCCUCGGCUGUCCCUGUGACCGUCUAAUAAAACCAGAGGCUCCCGCACUGA